Amoebophrya sp. A25 is the source of this 1150-nucleotide messenger RNA. The record is from the annotation of a GenBank genome assembly. NCBI's taxonomy places the organism in Eukaryota, Dinophyceae, Syndiniales, Amoebophryaceae.
CUCGUCUGCGGUCACUGAGAUUUGCUAGAACAAGAAAAACUGAAGACCCCAUAGUGGCUGAGUUGUGUGGUCUAAGAAGGCAAGCCUAAGUUUGGUAAUAGAAAGAUUUCACAAAUUAAACUCGUCUUCAGAGAAGCACUAUGAUUGAAAUUUCAAAUCGAAAAAACAAACCAUGUCAGUAAAAGCCAUCGCUUGGAGCGUGGACAACCCUGAACAUGUCAGGUUUCUCCUACGAGAUUGGCUGUACGAUAGACGGUUGCAACGCCCAAACAAGGACUCGUCUGGUGGGCGUUUCUUUUCGAAGAGGAUAGGUGUAUCUGGAUCGGGUGAUUACGUUUUCGAUAGUACCCAACAGCAUGCCCAUGCACAUGGUGACUCAUCGAAUCGAGAACGCCUGCAGAGUCUCGCAGCAGACGACGUAUUACCAGAAUCACAGAUGUUCGCCGAUAAAUCUUGACAAGGAGUUAGUUUUUUCCGGUAUUUGCACCAGAGCGAAGUCGACGAAGACGCGAUCUGUGGCUCUUGCUGAGAGUAGAUUGGAGUAUCAAACGGAUCUUGGUUAUGGAAGGGAAAAGUGUGCUUAUACUCAGAAAUUUAUUAGCUAGUUUUUCACUCGAAUGUAUGGUUUUGGUAUUUGGUAACCUGAAUUUGAUCACAAGGAUUCUCUUCUUGUUUUCCUUAUGAUCAAAAUCAGGUUAUCAAAUACCAGAACCAUUCAUCGAACCCGAGCUACAGACUCGGCCGUAUGUUCUUUUGGAAUUGCAAGUAUAAGGACUGUCUUACCUUUAUGAUGGAUCCAUCGUAGACGUGAAGUCCUCUAGUGCGGCUGACGAUCACAAUCAAGUAGGAACCGGAACUUCUUCAGUAAGGUCUCUCCAAGAAAACCGUAAUGACAGGGUCUGACGAAUUAUACUUAUAGUGCAAGUCGUGUAUCUACGACUCUCAUGUCGAAUAUCUACGACUCUCAUGACUGUUUAACGAGUAUCUACGACACUUAUGUCGAAGGGGCGGGAGUGGACAAUACUAGUGGAUGGGUUGGGCGAGCAAUAAGGCGUGUCUCAACCUCGAACAACAGAGCUGCCUAUAAAUCUGUGACUGUGAGGGCGGUUAGUUGAUGAACAGCGUCACGUAUGGUUUGUAAAGAUAAUAC